Salmo salar (Atlantic salmon) is the source of this 2064-nucleotide messenger RNA. NCBI's taxonomy places the organism in Eukaryota, Metazoa, Chordata, Actinopteri, Salmoniformes, Salmonidae. The record is from RefSeq and is a predicted model, not a curated record.
UUAGGCUGGGUUUCUGUACAGCACUUUGAGAAUAUCAGCUGAUGUACGAAGGGCUAUAUAAAAAUAAAUUUGAUUUGAUUUGAAAUUUGACUGCAAUCCUGGGUGAGUAGCGCGCCCGCGCACGUGCGCAGUUUGGAGGGAACAUUGCAUGUGACACUCAUUGACUGCAAUGUACCGAGAAAGGUAACAUAUUAUUUUAUUAUAGUGGUUAAAAUUGACUUUCAUGUCUGGUACUUAAGGAAGAAUGCACGGAAACAGGAAGUAGAGUAGAGUAGUCAUGCACGCAGACAGCAGCUAAAAACAACGUCACGUUUCAGCCUCGGAAAAUAUUUGUUUUUCAACAACAAACGUUUUCAAUAUAUUAUCUAAAGAAAAGUCACGCCUUGGGAGUUUUAUUGAAGACUCCGUUAUUAGCGAUCUGUCGAGUUUUGCAUGGGAACGCAAUUCCAGGGCAGAAUAACUGUGUUCACUGACACUCACUUGUCCAGGAAACUCAGGGACAUCCACAAUAAUUACUCGACUGCCCAACUAUGAACCCUACUCAGUCAGCCCUGAGGACUAAACUGGAGAAGCUGGAGUGUCACUUCACCUGGGGGCUGGAGGUCAGCAGGUACAAGCUGCUCAGUAUCAGAGAUCACCUGGAGGACAUUGGCAGUGACGAGAGCUAUCCAUGGCUGGGUCAGAAGUACAACUUGUGGGCUUAUGUACACCACACCCUGGGCUCCACUGACAUGGCCCUGCAGUGCCUCAGUAAUAAGGCAGAGGAGGCCUUUCACCAAAACAGUCCUUUAGACACGGGUCCUUGGCUGCUGGUCCACUAUGGAAACCUUGCCUGGGUUCACUAUCACCUGGAUAACCAGGCAGAGAGCCAGGGGUAUGUGACAAAGGUCGAGGCACUGAUACGGGAUUACCCCUCACCGUCCCAGGGAGAACUGCACGAGGUAUGUGCUGAAAAAGCCUGGACCCUCAUGAAGUUUGGCCAGGACAAAAGACAGAAAGCGAUAGAGUACUUCGAAAUGGCUAUUAGGAUGGAGCCUGGGAGAAAGGAGUGGCAAUCGAGCCACGUCUUGGCCCUAGACUCAGUUAUCUUUUCUAAAAGGCAGGCGUCUGAGUUUCUAGAGAAGUUGAGACUUGCCAAGGAACAUGAUCCAGACAACUUGUAUGUAGCAAGUGUUUACCUGUUAAGACUUGGCAGGAGUGGCCAGGUGAGAAGAGAGGAAGCACAAUGGCUAGCGAAGCAAAUUUUAAAGAAACCUGUCAGCUGCUAUAAUGGUAUUAGACCCUUACUUUGCUUUUACAGGCAAUAUUUUUCACAUGAUGAUGCUAUUGACCUUGCACACAAGGCUCUGGAAAGACAUCCAAAUGUGCGUUACCUGAAAAAGCGGCUUGCAAAGUCCUACAAACAGAAAAUCAAUUCAGGAGGUAGAUGGUCUAAGGGUGACAGUUUGAGCCAGAGCUUGAUCAACAAAGCCAUCAGUGUCUAUAUGGAAGUGGUCUUACUAUACCCAGAGACGUCAAUUAAGGUCAAACUGGAACUUGCAAGCAUCUACGCAAAAUCAAGAAUUGACAAGAGGGAAUUAGCCAAUCAGAUCUAUGAGGAAUUACUCGCCAGCGUACAGGAGCCAUCCAAGUUACAGUUUCUCUACAACCAAUACGCUACAUACCUGUAUUCCUCCAUUAAGGAUUACAAUGGAUCAAUUGAUUAUCACAAGAAGGCAGCAGAAAUACCAAAUUCUAACAAAUAUGGUAGGAAAAGUAUAAACAUUUUGAGGAAGAUCAGAGAUAGAGGAAGAAUUUAAGAUGUGCAGAAAUCCAGGAAUUUCUUGCAAACUAAUGGGAAAAUUUUGUGUGUCCACAUAACGGAGCAUGUGACUAAUCUUGUGAAACGUCCAAUUAUCAACUCCUGUUCUUGGGAGUGUAAUCCUGUGUCCUUGUAUAGAUAAAAACGGAACAGAGUCCCGCCCAAGAACAAUAAAUGUGAUAUCACUCAAAGCUUUGGACUUGACUGUACACUGCACUUUAACUGUUAUUCUCUCUGAGCUCAGAAAUAAAAUCUUGGUUCGA